Molecule: messenger RNA, 924 nt
Organism: Penicillium odoratum
Lineage: Eukaryota; Fungi; Ascomycota; Eurotiomycetes; Eurotiales; Aspergillaceae
Product: SCO family protein
Exons: 3
Coding region: 1-924 (307 amino acids)
Biological process (GO): intracellular copper ion homeostasis; mitochondrial respiratory chain complex IV assembly
Cellular component (GO): mitochondrial inner membrane
Molecular function (GO): copper chaperone activity; copper ion binding
Source: RefSeq, a predicted model, not a curated record
AUGCCCCCUUCAAAGCUGGCGACCGGCUUAUUCAGCCAGGCAAGCCGUAACCUGGCCGCCAUUGAGCCUAUCCGAUCCCAAAACAUCCUCUCCAGCCUUCGAAUCACCACCCAAUCGCAAUGCCGCGCCUACACCCAGGCGCAACGGCCCCGAUGCAUGAACAUCCCAACCAUGCUCUCCACCCGGAAUAGCACCAAUUUCUCGACAACUGCAUUCCGAGCUCGUGGCAAGACUAUGGGCCAGAUCAAGCAGCGCAAUUCCACCGGUCCGUUCUCAUGGAAGGCGGCUCUUCUGUUUGUCCUCACCGGUGCGGGUAUGGUGAUUUAUUUCCGGGUGGAGAAGGCACGGCUAGAGCGGAAGCGUAUUGCUGAGAUGAGCAAGGGUGUUGGCAAACCCAAGGUUGGCGGUCCGUUUGUGCUGAAGGAUUUGGAUGGGAAGGAGUUUACCGCGGAGGAUCUGAAGGGGAAAUACAGCUUUGUCUAUUUUGGCUUCACCCACUGCCCUGAUAUCUGUCCCGAUGAGCUGGACAAGAUGGCUGAGAUCAUUGACAAGGUCAAGGAGGCUACUAAGGAUGACAAGCUCUUCUUGCCCGUCUUCAUUACCUGUGACCCUGCCCGUGAUACCCCCGAGGUUCUGCGUGCUUACCUCCAGGAGUUCCACCCCGACAUUAUUGGCUUGACUGGUACCUAUGAACAGGUCAAGAAUGUCUGCAAGCAGUACCGUGUGUACUUCAGCACUCCCAGAGAUGCCAAGGCUGGCGAGGACUACUUGGUUGACCACAGCAUCUACUUCUACCUGAUGGAUCCUGACAACGACUUUGUCGAGUGCAUUGGCCGACAGGAUACCCCCGAAUCCGCAUCCAAGGUUAUCCUGGAGCACAUCAACGACUGGAAGCGCGAGGGUCGGCCAUUGAAGACUGAGUAA